GCAUACGUAGAAGACAGAGACUGACAUUACCGGCCGCCAGCGGCCAUAGUAUACAAAUUCAAGACCGAACGACAAAGCAUUUCUAAAUACAGUGUCCAGUCUUUAUAGAUCUGUAGUCACUGCACAGUGUAACGAAAGUUUGUCGAGUGAGUGACAAGAAGUUUCUUUCCUUAGAGUACUUCUUCUCCGAGUUCUCAGUAAUAAGUUUAAGAAAAAAAAAAAACAAUGAUAUUGCGACGUAUAUCCCUUAUAGUUGGAACUGCUGGUAAUUUGUUAAAAGUGAACGGACAAAUGAAAAUACACGUUCGAUCAAGGAUAACAACACCUUCAGGCGCCAUUCUUCCAGAGCCAAAAAGGCCUCGUUUUAGUUUUUUGGGUGUCAUUUGCAGCGUCACGAUAGGAUUAAUUACCGGAGCUACUAUGAGUAAAAUAAUUGCCAAUUUUUUGGAGGAGAAAGAACUCUUUGUACCGUCAGACGAUGACGACGAUGACGAUUAACCAUACUAUACUGCGCGUAAAACAUCGCUACCAAGUUUUUUAAAAUUCUGCAACCUUACGCCUUUCAUUCCAUUCUUUUGAGAGUAAAUUAAACAUGUGCAAAGACAUUAUUUUCAAAAUUGUAUUAAGAUUAAAAUGAAAAAGCCAACAGUAUACUGUGUAAUAAACUUUUCUGAUGGAAGAAACAGAAACAAGUUAAGUACAUGUAAAAAUGUAUCUGCAAAUUCGUUUAUCAAGUUAUCCAGAAUAAAUGUACAUAUAUAGAUGUGACAAGUGUAACAUGUUAUGUAAAUAACUCCACUGAACUCACAGAUAAAUUAGAAAUAUUACUGAUGUUACUCAAGCAGUAUUAUUCCUUUCUUUUCACGAAAAAUGAUCGGUUCUUUGUGCAAAAAAGAGAAAAUAAGAAUAAGAAAUUGUGCAUCAAUAUGACGGUAGUAGCACCGUAAUACUGUUAUUCGUAAAUACGUAAUAAACUCGUAUUACAAACAA
This is a messenger RNA of Osmia bicornis bicornis, 990 nucleotides long. It is a transcript of the gene EMRE, whose product is annotated as essential MCU regulator, mitochondrial. Gene Ontology annotation, cellular component: uniplex complex; mitochondrial inner membrane. Gene Ontology annotation, biological process: calcium import into the mitochondrion; mitochondrial calcium ion homeostasis. Lineage: Eukaryota; Metazoa; Arthropoda; Insecta; Hymenoptera; Megachilidae. The transcript has 2 exons. The record is from RefSeq and is a predicted model, not a curated record. Bases 226 to 498 code for a protein of 90 amino acids.